GUCAUCUGCUGCGCAAGAAGCUGUCGGUCGGUCGGUUGGGUGGGUGUGUGUAUGUUGGUUUGUGGCGUAUCCUGCAGUCACAGUGCCGUGCUUGUUGUAAUUGUUGUUGACGAAAAGUGGACCAACCGAAUCCAUCUUCUUCCGCACGACCCUGAUCGCCGGCGAUCCACAUCCACAAGACGACAUCGAGAAUUCUCCGUCGCAGCCGCGGGCCACACACGGGUUUACCGAAGGAGAUGUUCUGCAGCAUCGGCAAAUCGUCCGUCGGUCCAACUUUACCAUUCAUGAGUGCAGUUUCGGGCUGAACUGCCACACCACCAGCUCGUCGCGACCUGUACUCGCCUGGGGAGUGAGUGUUUCUAUUCAGUGGUUCCGGGGCAGCAAACACACAAACCAAACACGGCAAACAGUAACAGCAAGCGACGCGGCAGCCGCGUAAGGAUGUUCUCCAGCAGUGGACGGCUGCUGAAGCGGCUGGCCGUGCUGGAUUUCGAUCACACCGUCUGCGAACACAACACGGACGUAGUGGUGCGCGAUCUGCUCGGGCCGGGCGGGGUACCGCCGGACGUGCAAAGCAUACUGCGCUCCUGCGGCUGGAUCCCGUACAUGCAGCGCGUCUUCCGGCUGCUGCACCAGGGCGGCUUCCAGCCGAUGGACAUUGCGUCGGCGAUACGCGGCAUACCGGAGGUGCCCGGGAUGAAGUCGUGCAUCGGCAACCUGGUGCGGCACGGGUUCGACGUGAUCAUCAUAAGCGAUUCCAACUCGGAGUUCAUACGGCUGUGGAACGAUUUCAACGACAUCGGCUCGUACAUACACAGCGUGUUCACAAAUCCGGCCCGGUUCGAUGGCAGCGGGCUGCUGGAGCUGCGCCCGUACCACUACCAGACGGAGUGCUCGCUCAGCUCGAAGAACCUUUGCAAGGGUAAAAUAAUGGAAGAGUUCCUGCGCCGACAGCACGACGAGCGGCAGGUCGAUUACGAGAAGGUGUUCUACGCCGGGGACGGCAAGAACGACGUGUGUCCGAUGUUGCGGCUCGGCAGCAAUGGGUACGCCUGUGCCAGACGUGGCUACUCCUGCCACGAUGCGCUGCAGGGUGCGAUCGGAAAGCUGGAGCACCCGUACGCAGCCAAGGUGCUGCAGUGGACGGAUGGGCACGAGCUGAACGACCUUAUAUGGACUGAACUGGAGGACUGAUCUUUACAGCGCCGUACUGUAUUCACCCUGCUCAGCACACCGGUUGCCAAAAUGCUAUUGCAUGUGUGCCGGUGUGCUGUGGUUGGCAUUUUUUAAAGACUCCAUAAUGGUGGUGAAUUUACUACAUUUUGUUUCUUUUUUUGUCCUAAUAAAAUAACGUUGCAAACGAAAA
Molecule: messenger RNA, 1366 nt
Organism: Anopheles arabiensis
Lineage: Eukaryota; Metazoa; Arthropoda; Insecta; Diptera; Culicidae
Product: pyridoxal phosphate phosphatase PHOSPHO2-like
Exons: 2
Coding region: 442-1194 (250 amino acids)
Molecular function (GO): phosphatase activity
Source: RefSeq, a predicted model, not a curated record